AUGCAGCGACAACGCAGUCUCAUCGCAGAAGCACGCGGACAGCGACCAGCCGGACUGGGUCAGAUCGGUCACCGCCCGUCGAGCGCACCCGACCGCGAAGCUGUCGCAGACCACGAGACCGAGUUCAUCGGCGCCAUCGACUGCGGCACCACCUCGUGCCGAUUCUACAUCUUUGACCAGUGGGCCGACGUCGUCGCGCACCACCAAAUCGAGUUUGAGCAGCUCCACCCCGAACCAGGCUGGCACGAACACGACCCCUCGAUCUACUGCGCCGAAAUCGACAAGUGCAUCGAGGCGUGCUUGGAGCAGUUCGAGGGAAAAGGUCACUCGAAGGACCAGUUGAAGGGCGUCGGGAUCGCCACGCAGCGAGAGACGACGUUGCUGUGGGAUAGGCAGACGGGAGAGCCGUUGUAUAAUGCCGUCGCCUGGCCCGACGCCCGCAACGCCUCCAACAUCCGCGACAUCCGAGCGCGCGCCGAAUCGACCAAAUUCGACACGCCUGACGGGGUCAUCGUCGGCGAGGAGGGGAUCAGGAGGUUGACUGGCUUGCCUUUGUCGACGUACUUCUCAGCUACCAAGUGGGAUUGGUUGAAGGAGAAUGUCGAGGAGGUCAAGGAGGCGAGGAAGAGGGGGACUUUGAUGGCCGGGACGGUCGACACCUGGCUCGUCUACCAAUUCACGGGCGGAAAAGACGGCGGAAUCCACAUCACCGACGCCUCGAACGCCUGCCGCACGCUCCUCUUCAACCUCCACAAACAAUCCUGGUGCCAACAGCUCUGCGACUUCUUCGACUUCCCACCCGAGGCCCUCCCCGAAGUCGUCAGCAACUCGGAGGUGUAUGGCGUUUUCAGGAAGGGACAUUUGUUGGAGGGCGUGCCGAUUGCUGGGUUGAUUGGAGAUCAGCAGGCGGCGUUGGUGGGGAAUAAGUGCUUGACCAAGGGGGAUGCGAAGCAGACGUAUGGAACGGGAUGCUUCAUGCUCUACAACACCGGCACCGACAUCGUCAAGUCGACCCACGGACUCGUCACUACCGUCGCGUACAAGAUGGGCAAGGAAGGACCGCUGCAUUAUGCGCUCGAGGGUUCGAUCGCGGUCGGUGGGAGUUCAGUCACUUGGCUGCGCGACAACCUCGGCAUCAUCGACCACCCGCGAGAAGCGGGAGAGUUGGCGGACGAGGUACCCGAUACGGGCGGCGUCUACUUCGUUACGGGCUUCGGAGGAUUGUUUGCGCCGUAUUGGGACAUUCGCGCUACCGGCAUGCUCAUCGGCCUCUCGACCUUCACUACCAAGCACCACAUCGUCCGCGCCACGCUCGAGGCAACAUGCUUCCAAACGCGCGCCAUCCUCGACGCCAUGUCGAAAGACACCGCUCUCGCUACCUCCUCUUCUUCUUCUGCGCCGAACGGAACGUCGGAGGAGAAGAAGAAGGAGGGAGAGGAGAAGGGACCGGCUGGGUUGAAGGUCUUGCAGGUUGAUGGUGGUAUGACGGGCAGUGAUGUGACGAUGCAGUUGCAGGCGGAUAUUUUGGGGAUCGAUGUCAGGCGACCGACGAUGAGGGAAUCCACAGUCCUCGGCGCGGCCCUCCUCGCAGGCGGCGCACUUGGCCUCUUCGGCUGGGACCUCUCGCGCCCCGAGACGUUGCAGAAGGUCAACCGCCUCAAGGUUAGCACGUUCAGCCCGCGCAUAACGGAGGAGGAGAAGGAGUGGAAGUAUGCGGGAUGGGUUAGGGCGGUUGAUAGGGCGAGGGGGUGGAAGACCAACUCCGGCCACGGCUAA
Molecule: messenger RNA, 1776 nt
Organism: Rhodotorula toruloides NP11
Lineage: Eukaryota; Fungi; Basidiomycota; Microbotryomycetes; Sporidiobolales; Sporidiobolaceae
Product: glycerol kinase
Exons: 13
Coding region: 1-1776 (591 amino acids)
Biological process (GO): triglyceride metabolic process; glycerol-3-phosphate biosynthetic process; glycerol metabolic process
Cellular component (GO): mitochondrion
Molecular function (GO): glycerol kinase activity
Source: RefSeq, a predicted model, not a curated record